UUAAAUGCCACGAGAGUGAACAAAGUUUUAGUAUAAACCGACGGACUCUGGAAGAGAGAGAUCGACUGGUAUCAAGAUUUUUGCACAAAGCGGAGAUGAAAUCUUUCAGUGCUUUGAUAUUACUGGCUUUGGGUUAUGUAGUCACAGCAGAUUACAGGAGGGAAGCCGUAGAACAACACAACCGUCUUCGUGCAAUUCACGAUGCCCCAGAAAUGACCCUUAACAAUGAGAUGAGUGAGGGUGCUGAUCAGUACGCCCACAGACUGUUCCAGAUGUUUGGUGUAAACAUGGGAUUGAAACACUCACCCAAGGAUUCCCGCCGGGGCCAAGGAGAAAAUUUGGCAGUAGGGUGUACCACUGCAAGAGUAGCUGAAGGAAGGUCUGUCGAAGAUGCUAUAAAAUCUUGGUACGAUGAAGUAUGUAGAUACAACUUCAACGUUCAUCGUUUUCAGUCUGGCCUUGGUCACUUUUCCCAGUUGGUUUGGAAAGACUCCACAGAGCUCGGAAUAGGAAAAUAUACAGGCAAGCAGAGAGGCAAGACCUGCACAUAUAUCGUGGCUCGUUACCGAAAAGUUGGAAAUGUGGAAACUCCAGGUGGAAGACUUUUCCGUGAAAAUGUUUCGAAAGGAUCCUUCAGGCGGUCCUAUUGCAAUAAUUUGUCGGAUAAAUCUGUGGGAGAAGCCGAAUAUAUCAGUGCAUCUUAUGAUGAUGAUGAUGAUGAUGAGGCGUCCAGUUGAGGCUAUUAUCUUUUGAGGCAGUUUUGAAAUUCUUCGGUCUUGUUUUGGUAUCUGUAAAGCUUGUAUCCAAACAAACAAGAAGAAACUAUUAAAGGCUUCAUGAGUCGCAAAUAUUUUGUUUGU
Messenger RNA from Stylophora pistillata, 860 nucleotides. RefSeq names its product Golgi-associated plant pathogenesis-related protein 1. NCBI's taxonomy places the organism in Eukaryota, Metazoa, Cnidaria, Anthozoa, Scleractinia, Pocilloporidae. The record is from RefSeq and is a predicted model, not a curated record. Gene Ontology annotation, cellular component: extracellular region.